AUGUCUUUCAAACCUCAAUACGACGGAGUUCCUCAACCUUCCCGUCCAGGCUUGGCUCCGAGGCCUCUGGCUGCGGAAAAUAGCGAACGUUAUAUUCUGAUACUUGUGGAAAAGCUACUUCUGCAGGAUCGACAGGCCAAGCAAUACCAGGGAAUGUUGGAGUCUAGAAUUUAUAACGACUCUGCCGCUUAUUUAAAGCUUCGCUCGUAUUGCAACGAGCUCGAGAAGCUCAAUGCCGGCCUCGGAGCUAAACAAGGCGAUCAUGAAAGAUCUCUUCGUCGCGUCUCAGAAGCGUGCCAGGGCAUGGCACGCGACCUUGCAUUGGAAAGAACUCGAUCGAAAGAACUUGGAGAACAUCUGAAUGAAAUCUACCCAAGCCUCGAGGCUCUACUUACGAAUGUGAAAUCAGAGUCGUCUCAGCGCUAUGAAACCAAUUCCCUAGUCGGACUCCAGCAAGAGAAUGACUAUCAACGUGGAUUGAUUGCUUGCCUCCAGUCUACUUUGCGCAUGCGGGACGAGAUGAUUGAGGAGCUGCAAAUAUCAUUGGAUGAUGCCAUUCAGGGGACUUUGGGCGGUAAUGGAGAUGAGACACCGCGGCAAUCAAAGUCCCGAGCCUGGAGUGACGGUGGUUCAGAUGGCUCUGUUGAAAUAAUCACAGAGAGUGCCUGUUCACCAAUGCCAAAGGAGGAACCAAUGGAACUAUGA
Messenger RNA from Penicillium malachiteum, 705 nucleotides. RefSeq lists its product as uncharacterized. The transcript is spliced from 2 exons. Bases 1 to 705 code for a protein of 234 amino acids. NCBI's taxonomy places the organism in Eukaryota, Fungi, Ascomycota, Eurotiomycetes, Eurotiales, Aspergillaceae. The record is from RefSeq and is a predicted model, not a curated record.